Messenger RNA from Neurospora hispaniola, 686 nucleotides. RefSeq lists its product as uncharacterized. Lineage: Eukaryota; Fungi; Ascomycota; Sordariomycetes; Sordariales; Sordariaceae. The record is from RefSeq and is a predicted model, not a curated record. The transcript has 2 exons. The coding region runs from base 26 to 643 and encodes 205 amino acids.
AUCUUAGCGAUCUAAAUGCGGCUGUAUGUCUCCUUUCCCGUCCCCACAGAACUUGACGAACAAGUCCCCCCUAUCGGCGUCGCGCGCAUGGCACUGCUGUUGGGAUCCGCUCAUGUUGGAUCAUUACUCUCUGACACUCUCGCCACAGCAAGAAUCACAGGCCGCACUUGCGGUCGUCAACGCAAACAAGAGCGCCAGCCAGCCCGCUCCAGAACUGUCCCAUCAUCUGAAGCCAUCAACCGAGCAGCCUCCCAUCCACCCUAAUCAGCAUCAACUCCAUCACCAACGUGUCGCUUCCGCAACCUCCCUACUCUCUAGGACGGCCUCGCCCGCCAGGUAUGACAAAUACGGCCGUCCCCUUACAACUCCCCCCAUGACCCGUACGCACUCGAACCAUGGGUCCAUUCCCGGCACUCCACGAAGAGAAUCUGAGCCCGAAGAUGACGUUGACCGAGCGCAUUCCCUGAUGGCAUUAUACGAGAUUCGUACGAAGUUGAAGCAGCAAGACACCACAAGCAUCGAUAAACUCAGAGACAAGAUAACCGCAUUGCAAUCCCGCUACCAAACGGAGAAGAAGGAUGGCGCAGAUGCCAAAUUAAGUCGUUUCAUCUAUCCCAAGGCUCAAUCGCCGCCACCCUCGUGAACACACCGUGUAGCAAGGUUCCCUUCCGCGAACCUACCUUUUU